Adineta steineri is the source of this 694-nucleotide messenger RNA. The record is from the annotation of a GenBank genome assembly. Lineage: Eukaryota; Metazoa; Rotifera; Eurotatoria; Adinetida; Adinetidae.
AUGUCUUCUCCUGUUCGUGAUGGUUCCAAUACUUCAAGAGUGCCAUCCGACAUACAUAUUGUUGUUGAUAAUUCAAAUCUUUUCAUUGGUGCUCAAUUGGGUCAAGGUAUAGAUGGACAACAAGAUGCUGCUAUUCGUAUUAACGUUGCAAAUCUAGCCAAUAUUAUUGAGAAAGACAAAAAAAAGCUGAAUAUUAAGACAAGAAUCGUUGGUGGUAGUAUUCCGCCUCGUAAAGCACGAGCUUGGACUGAGUGGGAAAAAUGCAACUAUGCAUGUUUACUAGGUGAUCGAUCAAUGAAUAAUAAAGAAGUGUUCUUAGACGAUAUGUUGCAUGCACAAAUACAAAAAUUAAUUUUAAAAAAUAAUCCGAAAAAAAAGCACGCAGAACAAAAUUUGAUAUUAAUUAGCGGUGAUGGAAAUGGAAAUGAUAAUCGUACAAGUUUUCCUGAGGUUGUAUUGUCAGCAUUAGAACAUGGAUGGAUGGUGGAAGUAUGGUCAUGGCAAGCAUCUUUGAGUGCUAAAUUUAAAGAUCUUCAAGAAAAAUAUCCUUCUAAAAUGGAAAUUAAAUAUUUCGAUACUUAUAGAUCAAAAGUUACUUUUAAAGAAAAACAAAAACAACAGCCGCAGCAGCAACCGCAGCAGCAGCAACAGCAGCAGCAGCAACCGCAGCAGCAGCAACAGCAGCAGCAGCAAC